CGCCCUGCCAUCGCCCCGGCGGGCUGCGGCAGCGGGGUCGUGCUGGCCUGGGAACCCCGGGAAGGGCUCGUCCCCCGUGUGGGGCAGGAGGCACCAUCCUGUCCCUGCCGGUCAUCUGAUCGCCCCCAGCCCCAUGGAUAUAAACGCACGGCCCCGCCGCUGCCCCACGGAGAGCCCCACACUGCUCUCAGCACCGCCAUGGGCUGGAGCCUCUCCUUGCUGCUGCCGCUGCUGCUGCUGCCCGUGGGGCCGCGCUCUGCCCUGGCGCUCCUGCAGUACCGCUACGACUGCGGGGACUACGGCAUGCAGCUGCUGGCCUACGCCUCGCGGGGCCGCGCCGUGCGCUUCAAGGUCGUGGAUGAGUUUGGCACCCGCUUUGAAGUGGCCAACUGCUCCAUCUGCCUGCACUGGCUCAACACCGGGGCGGACGGCGCGUUCGUCUUCUCCUCUGGCUACGAGGGCUGCCACGUGCUGGUCAAGGAUGACCGCUAUAUUCUGAGGGUGCAGCUGGAGGAAACGCUGCUCAGCGGGGUGGCGGUCGCCUCCUACGAGGUGAACAUGACCUGCCCGCAGCCGGCCGACUACGAGACCGUCGCUGCCACGAGCCUGCGUGGCCAGCUCGAGCCCAUUCGGGGCAACGGCGUCCACCAGAGCCAGGCUGAGGUCCUCGUCCCCCAGGCUGGCCUCCUGCAGCACGUAUCCCAGUCCGCCCUGGCUGUCCCCGUCCCCCAGCUGCCUCCCCGGCCCCCCAGGGACCAGGUUCACCCCGUGGCGCAGACACAGCCAGCUCUGGGGCUGCAGCACCAGCCCAGCCUGGGGCUCCCGGGGCUCCAGCCCCAGAGCCAGGCAGGAGCAGCUCGCCCCCUCAGCCAGCCCCAGCCAGGCUUCAUUCGCCCGGCUCUGCAGCCCCAGAACCAGCACGGGGCGGUGCACCCCGGGGGGCAGAGCCGCCCAGGCCUCCUUCGCCCGGGGCUCCAGCUCCAGAACCAGCCUGGGCUGCUGCACCCGGGGGCACAAACCCAGACGGGUCUCCUUCGUCCAGGGCUUCAGUCCCAAAACCAGAACGGAUUGGUGCACCCUGGGGGGCAAACCCAGAUGGGAGUCCUUCGCCCAGGGCUUCAGUCUCCAAACCAGAACGGAUUGGUGCACCCUGGGGGGCAAACUCAAACCGGUGUCCUUCGCCCAGGGCUUCAGCCCCAAAAUCAGAAUGGAUUGGUAAACCCUGGGGGGCAAACCCAAACUGGUCUCCUUCGACCAGGUCUUCAGACCCAAAGCCAGAACGGAUUGGUGCACCCUGGGGGGCAAACCCAAACCAGUGUCCUUCGCCCUGGGCUUCAGCCCCCAAACCAGCCUGGGCUGCUGCAUCCAGGGGUGCAAACCCAAACCGGUGUCCUUCGCCCAGGGCUUCAGUCCCCAAACCAGAACGGACUGGUGCACCCCGGGGGGCAAACCCAAACUGGUGUCCUUCGCCCGGGGCUACAGCUCCAGCACCAGCCCGGGCUGGUGCCCCCCGGCCUGCAGCCUGGCUCGGUGCACGCUGGAGCUCAGACGCAAGCCGGCUUUUCACGCCCGGGGCUUCAUCCCCAAAGCCAGGCGGGCUCCAUUCUCCCCAGCCUCCAGUCCCAUGCCCACGCUGGCCUCCUCCACCCCGGCCUCCAGAGCCAGGCAGGGCUGCUGCAGCACGGCCAGCCCCGACCGGGGCUCCUGCGCCCGGCGCUUGCGCCUCGGCCGGGGCUGGUGCGCCCGGGGCUGCAGCCCCAAGCCCAGCCGGGGCUGCUCCACCCUGGCCUUCACCCCCAGCCCGGUCUGCUGCGCCCCACGGCUCUCUUCUACCCCUCGGCAGGGGCAGGCACGCAGCUGACGCGGGAGCAGUGCCAGGUGGCAGCGGGGCGUUUGUCCUGCAUGGCCCCGCAGGGCCGCGAUGCCUGCCUGCAGGCAGGGUGCUGCUACGAUGACACGGACCGUGCAACGCCCUGCUAUUACGGCAACACAGCCACCGUGCAGUGCCUGCCCGAGGGGCACUUUGUGCUGGUGGUGCCGCGGGGCCUCUCCGUGCAGCCCUACAACCUGGACAGCGUGCGCCUGGCCAGCAGCACCCAGCCCGGCUGCCAGCCCGCCCAGACCACCGAGACCUUCGUCAUGUUCCACUUCCCCGUCACGCAGUGCGGCACCACCGUGCAGGUGAUCGAGGACCGGCUGAUCUACGAGAACCAGCUCAUCUCCACCAUCGACGUGCAGCCGGGUCCCCGCGGCUCCAUCACGCGGGACAGCGUCUACAUCCUCCAUGCCCGCUGCAUCUACAACGCCAGCGAGCUGCUGCCGCUGCGCCUGGAGGUGGCCGUGCCCCCCACUGCCGCCCCCAUGGCGCAGCCAGGCCCGCUGCGCCUGCAGCUGCGCAUCGCCACCGAUGAGAGCUACAGUGCCUACCACGCGGAGGGCGAGUACCCCCUGGUGAAGGUGCUGCGGGACCCCAUCUACGUGGAGGUGCGGCUGCUGCAGAAGACCGACCCCAACCUGGUGCUGGUGCUGCACCAGUGCUGGGCGGCCCCCAGCACCGGCCCGGCGGCCGAGCCCCAGUGGCCCCUCCUGGUGGACGGGUGUCCCUUCGCUGGGGACAACUACAGGACGCAGCUGGUGCCCGUGGGCCCCGCCUCGCCGCAGCUGCCCUUCCCCAGCCACUACCAGCGCUUCGUCGUCUCCACCUUCGCCUUCGUGGACACCCCCUCCAUGGCGGUGCUGGAGGGAGAGGUGUACAUCCUGUGCAGCGCCUCCGUGUGCCACCUGGCGCAGCCCGAGCCCUGCCGGCCCUCCUGCCAGCUGGCCGUGCCCUCCCGAGCCCGCCGGGCAGCAGGGGACAAGGGGACAGCGAACGCCGUGGGCACGGUCACCUCCCAGGGCCGAGUCGUCUUCCCCAAGAGGCCUGCGGCGGGGAGAGGCUGAGCCCUGCGCUGCCGCUUCCCUGGGGCACGGGCUGCCCUUUUCCUCCUCCUCAACCCCAAACAAUAAACCAAAGAAGAGCAGA
Anas platyrhynchos (mallard) is the source of this 3022-nucleotide messenger RNA. RefSeq names its product zona pellucida glycoprotein 1 (gene ZP1). Lineage: Eukaryota; Metazoa; Chordata; Aves; Anseriformes; Anatidae. Gene Ontology annotation, molecular function: structural constituent of egg coat; acrosin binding. Gene Ontology annotation, biological process: binding of sperm to zona pellucida; prevention of polyspermy. Gene Ontology annotation, cellular component: egg coat. The record is from RefSeq and is a predicted model, not a curated record.